Molecule: messenger RNA, 814 nt
Organism: Peromyscus leucopus (white-footed mouse)
Lineage: Eukaryota; Metazoa; Chordata; Mammalia; Rodentia; Cricetidae
Gene: Fkbp7
Product: FKBP prolyl isomerase 7
Molecular function (GO): peptidyl-prolyl cis-trans isomerase activity; calcium ion binding
Source: RefSeq, a predicted model, not a curated record
ACCCGCCCCGGACCUUUGUGACGUAGGACAAUGCCUGCCACGCGUCGAAUUCGGUCCUUCCCCGAGAUCCACCAGCCGGCGGACCCGACCGAUGCGCGGUAAGGCUUGCCCUAGACCUGGGGCUUCUGCUUUGCGAACCAUGCUUUUCCUAUUCAGACUAGCGGUUUUCCUCAGCCUGUGGGGCUGUUCCAACGGUCAGGGACAAACGGAAGACGAAAGCGCGGAGGAAGUGAAAAUAGAAGUUUUGCAUCGUCCGGAAAACUGCUCCAAAACAAGCAGGAAAGGAGACUUGCUAAAUGCCCAUUACGACGGCUACUUGGCUAAAGAUGGCUCCAAAUUCUACUGCAGCCGGACACAGGAUGAAGGCCACCCCAAAUGGUUUGUUCUUGGUGUUGGGCAUGUCAUAAAGGGACUGGACAUUGCUAUGAUGGACAUGUGCCCUGGAGAGAAGAGAAAGGUGAUCAUACCUCCUUCAUUUGCAUAUGGAAACGAAGGCUAUGCAGAAGGCAAGAUUCCACCCAACGCAACACUGAUGUUUGAGAUUGAACUUUAUGCUGUGACCAAAGGACCACGGAGCAUUGAAACAUUUAAGCAAAUAGACACGGACAACGACAGGCAGCUCUCCAAAGCCGAGAUAGAGCUUUACUUACAGAAGGACUUUGAAAAGGAUGCGAAGCCCCGUGACAAGUCAUACCAGAAUGCAGUUUUGGAAGAUAUCUUUAAGAAAAAUGACCACAAUAGAGACGGCUUCAUUUCUCCCAAGGAAUAUAAUGUGCACCAACAUGAUGAGCUAUAAAUUUAUUUUACCUCUUUA